Molecule: messenger RNA, 1141 nt
Organism: Brassica napus (rape)
Lineage: Eukaryota; Viridiplantae; Streptophyta; Magnoliopsida; Brassicales; Brassicaceae
Product: UPF0725 protein At5g63820
Exons: 6
Coding region: 50-796 (248 amino acids)
Source: RefSeq, a predicted model, not a curated record
GAUUUUUUUUGAGAGAUUUCAAAGGGCUUAAGUGUAGGUUUGGAAAGGUAUGGCUAACAAAGAAUCAAGUGAGCUGGGGAAUUUACCAACAUCCCCAAUGGCUAAGCGGGCCGGAACGUGUGUAGAAGAACGGCUACCCCUCUUUAUCGCCUUGAGAUAUCGUGAGCUGGCCUAUGGUUUUGAUGUGAAUUACAAUAAACAACUUCCGCCUACAUUAGUUCCAGUUCCGUCUACUUGGAGUAAAAAUUAUGUUAUCGGUCUUUAUGGUAGGAUUGGACUCCUAUGCUACAAUCUUCAGAAGGGAACAAACUUUAAGUUUAAACGCUUGGAGAAACAUAGUACCGAGCUGACUGGGUACUUCAGCUACUACAUAACUUUGGAGGCAACCGAUCCGGCCACUGGCUCUGUCUGCUCUUUUCAGACUCAGUUUAGCGAUGCAGGAAGCCGCAUUUCGUUGGGGGCUAGGAUUACCUGGUUUACCAUAGCCUCCAGAAUCAAACAAAUACCUAACGAGCCUGUAGAUGAUGAAUGGGAGGAGGAGGACACACCUGGAAUAAAUGAGUUCUACAAAGGUCCAAUGCCCAAAUGGUUUUCUGAUGAAGCCUUGGAACGUGACAGUAAAAAGUAUUACGUGGUGACAGAGUCAGAGCUGCAUGACAAUGACUGGCUUCAACUUCUCAUGGAAGUCGCCUUCUUCUCCAAAGCAGAUCGUGUAUUGUUUGGAUGCUUACCUACCCUUGGAGCUCAACAGUGUUGUUGUGGAAACUUUGGAAGAUUACACAACAGAGCCGAGUGAGAAGCUCAAAGCUGAUAACGUAAUCUUCUACAUUAGUUACAAGUGUUGCUCUGAUCCUUCAACGCCUUUGGCUGGUGAUCACCGUGCUGUAGUAAGGAAAACCAUGGAUGGCAAACCAGGCCACAUGUGUCUUGAGGUUGCUCUUACCAAAGAACAAGAAUGAAGAAGAGUUAUUCAUGUUUGCCUAGAUCAAAAAAUCCAGAAGCUUUUGUUUUAAGAAAAAAAAUUAUUGAUCGAAACACUUUUAAUUUUUAAAAUCUAUGGUAGGAGUCAAAUCUUAGUUAGCUGUCUCAUACCAUAUGUGUUUUGGGUCAGCUUGAUAGUAUAAACCCUUUUUUCUUGCCU